This is a messenger RNA of Antechinus flavipes (yellow-footed antechinus), 4401 nucleotides long. RefSeq names its product cyclin dependent kinase 5 regulatory subunit 1 (gene CDK5R1). The record is from RefSeq and is a predicted model, not a curated record. The coding region runs from base 330 to 1250 and encodes 306 amino acids. Gene Ontology annotation, biological process: activation of protein kinase activity; brain development; positive regulation of cyclin-dependent protein serine/threonine kinase activity. Gene Ontology annotation, molecular function: protein kinase binding; cyclin-dependent protein serine/threonine kinase activator activity. The transcript has 2 exons. Lineage: Eukaryota; Metazoa; Chordata; Mammalia; Dasyuromorphia; Dasyuridae. Gene Ontology annotation, cellular component: protein kinase 5 complex; cytoplasm.
AGAUAUCGUAAAGGCUGGAAGUAGGGAAGGGGUUUUCCUUUUGUUUUUGGAGAGCUUAUGAGCCAGGAGAGCCCAGUACAAAAGACUCCAGCGCCCGUAGCCCGGGCCAGAUGUUCUUCUUCGCUAACCCUUAACGAUCGCCGGCCCGGCUGGCCCGAGAGGCUCUGGAGAUCUGAAGGGGGCCGCAGCCCCUCCCUGAGUCCCAACCCCCAAUCCAGGGGCACCUAAGGAGUGGGUGUUCUUGAACGGGGUUCCGGCCCUGGCAGGCAGGGAACCCAGGUGGACUGUCCCUGCCUCGGAGCCUCCGGUUGUGCUUCCCACCUGACACCAUGGGCACCGUCCUGUCCCUGUCCCCCAGCUACCGGAAGGCCACGAUCUUUGAGGAUGGCUCAGCCACAGUGGGCCAUUACACUGCUGUGCAAAACAGUAAAAACGCCAAGGACAAGAGCUUAAAAAGGCACUCCAUCAUCUCUGUCUUGCCCUGGAAGAGGAUUGUAGCUGUGUCAGCCAAGAAGAAAAACUCCAAGAAGGUCCAGCCCAACAGCAGCUACCAGAACAACAUCACCCACCUGAACAAUGAGAACCUGAAGAAGUCUCUCUCCUGUGCCAACCUGUCCACUUUCGCCCAGCCCCAGCCCGCCCAGCCUCCGGCCCCCAGCGCCAACCAGCUUUCUGGUUCUCAGACUGCUGUGUCCUCCGUCAAGAAGGCCCCCCACCCCAACUCCACUGCUCCUGGGACGCCCAAGCGGGUCAUCGUCCAGGCCUCCACCAGCGAACUCCUGCGGUGCUUGGGGGAGUUCCUGUGUCGGAGAUGCUACCGCCUGAAGCACCUGUCCCCCACGGACCCAGUGCUCUGGUUGCGAAGCGUGGACCGUUCGCUGCUCCUGCAAGGCUGGCAGGACCAGGGUUUCAUCACACCGGCCAACGUGGUCUUCCUGUACAUGCUCUGCAGGGACGUCAUUUCCUCCGAGGUCGCCACAGACCAUGAGCUCCAGGCUGUCCUGUUGACCUGCCUGUACCUCUCCUAUUCCUACAUGGGCAAUGAGAUCUCCUACCCAUUGAAGCCCUUCCUGGUGGAGAGCUGUAAGGAGGCAUUUUGGGACCGCUGCCUCUCCAUUAUCAAUCUCAUGAGCCCCAAGAUGCUCCAGAUUAAUGCUGACCCCCACUACUUCACUCAGGUGUUUGCUGACCUGAAGAAUGAGUGCAGUCAGGAGGACAAGAAUCGGCUCCUUAUCGGGCUCGACCGGUGAAUUCCACUCACGCGUAUGCGGCUUACGGGAACAGUACAUUUUUUAAUUUAUUAUUAAACACACAGUUUUGUGAACAUAUGUGUCUAGCAAAGCCACCGAAGGGCCUCCCUGUUCUGGGCCUCCCCCACCCCUGGUUUAGUCCAGCCCUGGUCCUUAAUUUCUGACUGCUCUGGGGAGCGUUUUUGUCUGGGAACCUUUGCAAAGUUUAGGGGCUGAUUUCCCAGUUGUUUUCUGGCCACUGGAAGCUUGCUCUCCAUAACUUUGAAGGAUUGACUAUUCUUGCCCCUCAUUACACCCCUUUUGUCCCCCUCCCUUUUACCUGGUCUUGGGAAUAGGGUGAGAUGAAGAGAUGUUGAACUUUGAGAUGGAGAGGCCUUAGCUUAUCCCAUAGAGACCCCUUGUCCUAGAAAUGGACUCUUCCUGCCUGAAGUCCCCCUACUCACCCAGCUCUACCCUUACCCCUCCCAAUCCCAGGGAAGGGGAAGAAUUCAUUUCCCCAAGUGGCAGCUGUGUCAGGAAUGACCAGGGGACUUCUCCCAAGGAUACCAUCCUGGGCCUAAUUAAUACAUUGAGCUGGAACCUCUCAGUUCUUGGCUGCCCUGGAAUCAACUUGUAGCCCACAUCACUCUAAUGUAACAGAAAAUGGCUGAUAGAGGGAGGAAAAUCAGUCUUGAAAAAUUUUUUUAACCGUAUGUUAUUGCUGGGUGUUUUUUUUUUUUGGGGGGGGGAGGGGAGGGUGGAUUUCUCAGAGUAGGAAAAGGGAAAGCCUGUAAUUUAGAAUUCCAUUCUCCCUAUCUUGCUUCUUAUUUAUUUCAGGUCCUAGGUAUUCAUUCCUGGCUAGUGAAGCCAGCCCAGCUCAUUAGGCUCUCUGGAUUAUGAUAGUAGUUUUGUGAGUCCCAGUGAAAGGGGUGGGACUGUGCUUAAGGACACUUGUCUUUUUAUUGUUUUUUUUUUUUCUUGCUGAAUAAUUUAUCUGAAUAUUUCCACUUAGUCACCUGGUGUGUCACACCUGGGGAUGGGAGAUACCGCUUUAGCUGCCUGGCAGCAGCCUGGCUCCCUUGUGGGAAGGCCCAGUGGACUCUUGAGUUAGUGCUGAGCUCAGGACUGGUGCCACUUGCAGGUCUACAUGGCACAGAGUCUACAGAGCUCAAGCAGCUGGUUCAGUUGAUCUGGGCCGGCCCUGGAGUCAAGGUGCCCUGCUUCCCUCCUCGCCCCUGCCAAUUUCAAGUUGUUUCCAAACAGCUUGUGCGAAGCCCCCACGGGUCCCAGGAUGGGAGUUGGAUCUUGUAGACAAUUAUGAAAUCUGGACUCACACCCUGAUGGCUCCUGGAGCCUGUGUGUUGACAGUGUGUCAUCUAAAAGCACUGGUUCUCCUCUUCUCCGGUGGCUGCCAUGGACACCAGUUUGUGACAUUGUCGAUGCUCGGCUCUCUGUUUAGUAGUUUGGGACUUUGGGGACGACGGAGAGGAGGGAGCAAGUCUGUUUCAGUAACCCCUGCCAUGGCUGGGGAGAACAAAGGUGGCUAACACUACAAAAGAUUCUUCUCUUUGGCCUGGCAACCCUGGGGAAACUUCACCCUGUUGGUGCUGGAUUCUUACAGAAUAGGAGAUAAAAGGUCUUUUUGCUUAGGGUCAAAUAGAACACUAAUUAGAUGGCUGCUGGGGUCAGCAGCAGGCACUCCUGGAUUGAAAAGUCAAAAUGUAUUUUUUUUUUAACAAAAAGAAAAAAAGAAGAGAAAGCUGUGAAAUUGAGGCCUUUGGCUUAUGAUGUCUGGAGCAGGCAGCCAACUUGAGUCAAACUGUGGCGUCCGGAGGGAUGUAGGCGAGGGUGUCCGGAUUACACAGGUAAGGAAGGAGAGUGUCUGCCCAGCCUCAGCGUCGAGGCCUAAACUGAGCCAUUAACGUGGAUUGUAAGAUACUUUUUGGACGUGGAACUGGAAGAAGAAGGAGUUUCUGCAAAGUGACCAGCAUGACGCUUGGCUGCACAGUUGGAGUCUCUCCUUUGAUGGACUCUUCCUGGGGCUUGUUCCCUUUCUGCUCCCACAUCAUUGGUGUGGGACCCGGACUCCCCCUCACGUGGCACAAAAGGAGGGAGCUUUGGGUGCCGAGGAACUGAAAGAGGAAUGAGGGUGACUUGUUUCAAUCCUAAGUCCAGCUAGCAGAGCCUGGACUGAGACUCUCUGGUUGAGCUCCUUUGAUUGGAUUUCAGUUUUGGGUCUGCUUCCUUCUCUUUCCCUGUAUUUAUUUAUUUUUUUUCCCCUAGGGAAGGAGGAGGUGGAGGUGCAAAUUUCAAAGGUAGUUGGGGGGCCUAAAGGAAAAGAAAUCAACCAUGUAGUUAAAUCAUUGUAAAGUAUAUUUCUUGCCCCUCUCCUUCCCUGCACCAAUCACCAGUGUUGUGUAAAGGACCAACUGAUAUACUUGAGUGUGCAAGCAAUGAACACAACUGACAUGCUGCUAUGAAGAAUACUUUUAGAACAAAAAGAAAAAAAAGAGAAAAAAAGAAACUAACCAACAAAAAAAAAAAAAAAACAACAAAAAAACCCCUUUCUUCUUUGUUGCUUUUACAGUGAUCUUGUGCAUGCAAACAGGCGCAUUCUGUGUCUUCAGAAAAUAAUCUUAGAACAGAUGGUUGUGAACAUUUACACCCAUGCACAAACCAAGUCAGAGGAAUCUUUCUCAGUAUCUGGUUUCUCUCCUUUUUCCCCCUUCUUCUUCCCAUCAGCCCUGGGGGGGGGAUCGAUGGAUUUCUUAACCAUGCAGUUUUUAGGGUAUAGUUUGGUUCCAGAAGUUGUUAAACUUGCAAUGAAAAAAAAAUGUGCCAUUUCCCCCCUUCUUCCUCUUCUCCCCCUACUUGAAAUGAUCCACAGCUGUAUAUUUGAAACUGCUAAUUACCCAUGUGCGUGCGGUGUAUGUUGGGUUUUUCUUUUUUUAGUGCAAUUUCCUCUGUAGAUCUCCUUUGACCAAAUUGUGGGUGUUGUUAAUAUUAAUUUAUAUUCGUCUCAUUUUGUAUGUAUGUGUAGCGUGUUUGUAAGUAUGUGUGGUUUAUAAUCUGACAAAGUCAUGAAGCUCAGUCUGGCUGUAAUUUAAUUCCUUCCCCUUAUUUUUAUUUAUUUUUGUACCGUGCUGAUUAAAUAAAAUGCACUGACCAUCCA